CUGUCCGCGAAGGCAGCGUGUAACCCGGAAGUGAAGGGUUAGAGUAGCGGAAGUGAGUGGACGGCGGCGGCGGCGGGUCCGAGUCCGGAUUUAACUUCACGCUGUCGGUGUCAAACGUUUCAUCGGUGACGGUUUGUCGCGAGUCAACGUGUCCGAGUUCGUGACGCCGCCGAGUUUCACGGUAACGGAAUCACAUCCAGCCGCCGAGAACCCGCCAGGUAGCACGAGCGAGCUAACGCUAACGCCCGUCAGCUAACGUACGAAACUAACGUACGUAACUGCCGAUGAUUCAUUUAAACCGUUUUCAGCAGCGUCACCGAGAGACACACAACCGUUGAGAAGCAGAUGCUCGGUUUGUGUUGAGGUGUGAUGUCGGACCCAACCGUGAACAUGUGCCUCUCCGGUGACCCUGCACAGAAGAGAGCAAGAAACCGAAAGUGGAAAAACAAGCGGUUUAAUAAACUCGUGCCACACUCGGGGCAGCAGGGAUACGUGGAAGGUGAACAGAGGGACCAGCACCCCCGUGGGCCCAGACACGACCAGACCCCACUCCACAAUGGACUGUGCUCAGGGCCUCCGUCACCUGCCACUUCCACACAAAGCACAAGUUUACCUCAUCCAGGCAACACUUCACACCGCCGGCCUUCCUCCACUCUGCCUGUGAACAGCCUCGGAGGCCACGAGAAGCCAAAGGAACCCGUGAGCUUAAAAUCAGCAGCCGCCAACCCCGGCCCCUCAGGAUCGAGCAGCCCUAAACCCGCCGCCACGUCCACAGCGAUCCCCACCAAAUUCCUCGCUAUGGACUGUGAGAUGGUGGGUGCGGGACCUAAAGGGCACAUCAGCCAGCUUGCACGCUGCAGUAUAGUGUCCUAUGACGGAGAUGUCGUCUACGAUAAGUUCAUCAACCCCUCCAUGCCCGUGACUGACUACCGCACCCGAUGGAGUGGAAUCCGGCACAGGGAUCUCAUCAAGGCCACACCGUACUCGGAGGCCCGGAAGGAGAUACUGAGGCUGCUGAUGGGGAAGGUUGUGAUCGGCCACGCCAUCCACAAUGACUUCAAGGUGCUUGGUUACUCCCACCCCGCUGCCUUGACCAGAGACACGUCGCGGAUCCCACUGCUCAACUUGAAGGCCGGUUUUUCUGCGCAUGAGUGUGCGUCACUGAAGAGACUCACCAAGGCCAUUUUCAACCGUGACAUCCAGACUGGGAAGAAGGGUCACUCGUCCGUGGAGGAUGCAAAAGCCACAAUGGAGCUUUACAAAGUGGUGGAGGAGGAGUGGGAGAGGAGGCUCGCCUCCAAGCCGCAGGGCAGAUAAUGCCCGGUCUGCGCAGAAGCUGUGGACAUUGAACUGAAUUUGAUUGAACUUUGAGGUGCGGCAGGUAUGUGAUCUGAACUCACUGCAGCUUUGCAGGAUCAACCCCCUUUAAGUGUCCUGUCAACAAGCGAAUGAAGAAUCCAGGAAGAGUGAAAUGGAGAAGAAGAACAUGAACAACUGUUGAGUCGCACACUUUGCAGAGACCUUCGGUUCAACAGAAAGAUUCUUUCUCAGGUUUCUGUGUGUUAAGAUGGUGCAUCUGCCACUAGGGGGCAGUCAUGUAUUCAUCCCAGCAACAAACGUACAUUAUUGUAACAGCAUCUGUGAUGGCAAACACCAAAAAACAGAUUUCAACCAGAGCAGCAGCUUCUCCUGGACGAGGUCAUGCUCCUCUUCUUUUUUUACCGUUCCAGCACUGAUGGAAAAAAAAAACAUUUUCAAGUCUGACCUCAACUGCUACUAACGGAGCUCCACCACGAGUCCCUCAUUAGUGCAGAUUUCUAUGGUUUUUAAUUGUCUUUUAAUUCAAAUCAAAGACACAGUCCUGCUCAGUAUUCAGCUUUGAGGAACAUGCAGUGAUGUUCUUUUGGGCCAUAGCCCAUUUUGAAAUACUGAGGUCCCGAGUGCAGCUUCUGUUGCCGUUACAUUUCAUCUUUUCCAGACACAUUUUCAAAAGUGACUAAAUAUCUUGUUUUUAUAUUCAAAGACCUGUAAAGCUCCUACAGAGGUUUUAGUGAUGCAUAGUAGAUCAUUCUAUAAGCUCAGAAACACCUCAGGUUCUGGUGCAUACAAGCAGGAGGUUCUAAAUCGAAAUGAAUGUAGUCACUGAUCAUUGUCUUGGCUAAUGCAUUGUACAGGUAACAUAUUGUUAAUCCCCCAAAAUAAAGAGGAUGUGACCUCA
Paralichthys olivaceus (Japanese flounder) is the source of this 2218-nucleotide messenger RNA. It is a transcript of the gene isg20l2, whose product is annotated as interferon stimulated exonuclease gene 20-like 2. Lineage: Eukaryota; Metazoa; Chordata; Actinopteri; Pleuronectiformes; Paralichthyidae. Gene Ontology annotation, molecular function: exonuclease activity; nucleic acid binding. The record is from RefSeq and is a predicted model, not a curated record. Gene Ontology annotation, cellular component: nucleus.